This is a messenger RNA of Haliotis rufescens (red abalone), 2418 nucleotides long. Its product is annotated as adenosine receptor A2b-like. Gene Ontology annotation, biological process: G protein-coupled receptor signaling pathway. NCBI's taxonomy places the organism in Eukaryota, Metazoa, Mollusca, Gastropoda, Lepetellida, Haliotidae. Gene Ontology annotation, molecular function: G protein-coupled receptor activity. The record is from RefSeq and is a predicted model, not a curated record. Gene Ontology annotation, cellular component: membrane. The transcript has a single exon. The coding region runs from base 496 to 1623 and encodes 375 amino acids.
UGAAAGAUUUACUGCAACAUUUUAUGGAUAAGAUAUAGCUGAUAUAUUUCCCUCUGUUCAGAUGUUCCCUCUAGCCAAUCGGAGAGCAGGACAACGUGGAGGUGGGCUCAAGCCUGUUAUUACGACGCAGGAAUUUUGAUGGACAUAGUUAGAUUCACAGUGAACAAAUAUCUGGGAUGGACAGUCAACAUUAUCGGGUAGUGGAUAUUGAUUAACCAGUGUUUUGUAACAGAAGACAAUCAUAGAAGAUAAAAUCAUUCGUUUUUGGAUCUGAAUGUUUAUAUGUUGAAAAGAUGUCACUCUUGGAGAGUGUGAUCUUGUUGGUUUAUUGAGAACAAUCCUGGAUGGGUUAAUAUUUUCAUAUUUUGAUGGGUUUUUUCUUUCGGGAAUUACAUCUGUGUUUGUGUGAAGAACUUCGGACAUGUGGUGACACAGCAAAAACAUGAAAUAUUUAUGUCGGUGAUAAGUUGUUCAACAAGAAGUUUCUGAAACAAAAUGGAUAACAUGACCACAUUUGGAGGCGCCAAUUGGAGCAAUUCUACUGCUUUUACAUCCAUGGACACAGGUGAUGUGAAACUAUACGGUGUAAUUCAGGCUGCGAUAGACCUAUGUCUUGUUCCCUUCAUUAUUGGCGGAAAUGCUUUGGUGAUUAUUGCCAUCUUGACAACACCAAAACUCCAGGUACCAACAAAUUUCUUCAUUUUAAGCUUGGCCGUUGCUGAUUUGCUGGUUGGAGUUCUUGUUUUACCAAUCUACUCUUUGUAUUACCUGGAAGUGGCUUCUGCAAUGAAGAAUAAGUACUUGUGUUUAGUGCGUUACGCGACAGUCAUCUGCUCCUGCGGGGGAUCUCUGCUCAACCUUGUGUGUAUUGCAGUGGAUAGAUAUAUCGCAAUUAUCUACCCACUGAGGUACCAAGCCCUGGUGACCCCUUUCAGGGUCAAGGUCACCAUAUUUGUUUUAUGGUUCUACAGUGUCCUAAUGAGCCUUUUACCUCUGAUGGGAUGGAACAAGUGGACUGAGGACGCAAACUGUGUCAUCUUCAAGGUCAUGUCACCGAUUUGGAUCAUUUUGUCGGACUUCCUGCUUGGAGCUGUGUGCCUGUCGCUGACGAUUGUGCUUUACGCUCGUGUCUUCUCUGUUGCUUAUAGGCAACAUAAACUGAUGGAGAGCACGUCUAGUUGGAUGCCAGACGAACUUCGACUUCGUCAAAAACGAGAAAUUAAAUCGGCAAAGGUCAUGGCGUUUGUCCUUCUGAUGUUUGUGAUAUUUUGGGUACCUUAUUUCGUACUAGCCCCCAUGAAAUACAUUGAUGGGGUGCCAGCAGAUAUGAUAGUCACCAUCAAGGAUUUUGCUCUAUGUCUUAGCUUCAGCAACUCACUUAUAAAUCCUAUCAUUUAUGGAUUUCUUCGCCGGGAUUUCAAAGCAGCUUUCAAGAGAUUUCUGUUUGUACAAAUGCAAAGAUAUCGUUACCAAAGGGAAUCUUCCAAGAGGGGACAAGAGAAGACGGUUAUGAUGAACUUUCCUCUGAAAUAUCUCAGCAACUUCCACAGUAUGUCGUCAGCUGGCUCGCUCCAAUCUUUGAGGUCAGUGUCAACUUUCAACACUAUGAAUGAAGUCAUGUGAUGAUGGCAGACUUCCAUGCACAUUUUGAGUUCAAGGCGACAUUUUGGAUGCAAGAAUAUUGGGUUUUAUUGUAGACUUAAGGAAGGUCCAGAUGAACAAAUGUUACUUCUGGUAACAUUAGGAAUGUGUAGCAAUGUGGGGUUUUGAGAUUUGGAUAUGAAGAAUUCUAACAAUUCUGACUACAUUUUGAAGGAUUAAAGAAAAGUACUUGCCAACCUUUCUGAUAACAUUUAUGAAGCUGGUUCUGAAGAUAUAUAUAUAUAUAUAGAGACUCACCUGUUUUGGACUUGGCUUAGCUCCAAGGACACCCUGCGAUGACAUUCUCUCCACACUGAGCUGUCAAACAAAACCCAAAUCGUCAAUGUCAGUUUAGCUGUCUUGCCUUCAUCCAUCUUAUAUUUGGAAAGGAGCUGAUUUCAUAAAAUGUAGACUCCAGUGAUGACAAGCCUGAACCAACUGGAAUGUUUUGUUUUCUUUGUUUUUUUUAGUCCAUUUCUUAAAUGUUGUGAAAUAUCACUUUCUCAGAACUUGAAAGAGAUGACAGUAGUUUUAACAACACGUAACACAAACAGUAGAAGUAUUCAUAGAAAUGAAACACUUAGUAAGUGGCUUCGACACACACGGUUCAUGGCAUCAUGGUGCCUGGAUGUGAAUGUUAGAAGCUGGAGAUGGCCUUGCUUCCUAUGACAAUGAGUUAGUAUAGACAAACAGUUCAUGGCAUCAUGGUGCCUGGAUGUGGAUGUGAGAAGCUGGAGACGGACUUGCUCCCUAUGACAAUGAUAAGCAUGGACACAC